AUGACGGAACAUAUGCGUAUGAGUGGUUUAUACUGGGGUGUAGGAGCCAUGGCAUUACUCAAUCGAGAGGACGAGAUGAAACCCAGUGAGAUUAUUGAUUGGGUGCUACAAUGUGAACAUCCUGAUGGCGGUUUCUCUGGAAAUAUACGACAUGAUCGUCAUUUGCUCUACACUCUUCAUGCAUUACUUAUACUGGCGAUGCUAGAUGCUCUUGACCGGAUUCAAAGGGACAAAUGUGCGCUCUACGUUGCGUCACUGCAGCAGAGCGAUGGCUCAUUUGCCGGUGACGAGUGGAAGGAAAUUGAUACCAAGUUUACGUAUUGUGCACUAUCAGCACUGAGGAUUCUGGAUAAAUUGGACCUGAUUGAUGUUGAGACGGCAGUAGCUUAUAUUGACACGUGCCGGAACUUUGACGGUGGUUAUGGCAAUAUCCCAGGCUGUGAGUCGCAUGGUGGACAUAUUUUCACAGCAGUCGGUGCACUGUCCUUGGGAUUCGCUCUGGAUCAAUAUGUAGAUGAUGAAUUGCUUGGCUGGUGGCUCUGUGAGCGACAAUGUGACUCAGGUGGACUGAAUGGAAGACCCGAGAAACAAGCCGACGUAUGCUACAGCUGGUGGAACAUCUCAUCACUCAUUAUGAUCGGCAAGCUGGACUGGAUCAACAAAGAGAAGCUCAUUCAAUUUAUUCUAGCAUGUCAGGAUCCAGAGGAUGGAGGAAUUGCCGAUCGUCCAGGAAAUGUGGCAGAUGUGUUUCAUACUUUCUUUGGCAUCGCGGGACUGUGCAUGCUUGGCUACUUUGACCGUGAAAAAGAGGCUCACCCGGAAUAUGAAGGGGUUCGGCAGAUUCACCCGACCUUUGCCAUUCCCACAGAUAUUGUGGAAAAGUUGCAGCUGCCUGCGGACAUGAUCAUGCCCUGCGUGCAGGAAGACUAA
Messenger RNA from Peronospora belbahrii, 930 nucleotides. NCBI's taxonomy places the organism in Eukaryota, Oomycota, Peronosporomycetes, Peronosporales, Peronosporaceae. The record is from the annotation of a GenBank genome assembly.